Pichia kudriavzevii is the source of this 1767-nucleotide messenger RNA. RefSeq lists its product as uncharacterized. NCBI's taxonomy places the organism in Eukaryota, Fungi, Ascomycota, Pichiomycetes, Pichiales, Pichiaceae. The transcript has a single exon. The record is from RefSeq and is a predicted model, not a curated record. Bases 1 to 1767 code for a protein of 588 amino acids.
AUGACGUUUCGUAGACCUCUUGAGUUUGUUACGAAUUCUAGACGUUCGGCGGUAUAUUCACUGAAUGGAAUGGUAUCAUCUACACAGCCAUUGGCUAAUUCGGCCGGAACCGAAAUACUCAGUAAAGGGGGGAAUGCAAUGGAUGCUUGUGUAGCAAUGUCUGCAUGUUUAGCGCUUCUUGAGCCGGCAAGCACAGGUAUUGGUGGUGAUUGUUUUGUACUUUGGUACGAUUCUAAGGAGAAAAAGGUUAGUGGUUUGAAUGGCAGUGGGAGAUCUGCUCGCAACAUAACGCUCGAUUGGUUGAAGAAGUCACGGUCCAGAGACGUAAAUGGGUUUAGGCUUGCAGAAGAUUCUGUCUUUAAAGUGAACGUGCCGGGUGCUAUUUGUGGAUGGUACGAUUCCAUGAAAAAAUGGGGGUCAGGCAAUGUUACAUUUAAGGAAGUUUUAGCACCUGCCAUUCGCCUGGCUGAAGAAGGAUAUCCAGUCUCACAGAUAAGUGCCAGUUUAUGGAAGAACGAGGAAGAGAAGUUGAAAAGGAUGAAUACCAAGUGCAGUAGAGAAACACUAGGGCUAUUCCUACCCAAUGGUACAGCACCUAGGGAGGGUCAAGUUGUUAGGAAUCCAGAGGUGGGUAGGGCGUUACGGAUAAUUUCCGAGAGAGGUAAGAAGGGGUUCUACGAAGGUGAGAUUGCCGAAGCAAUAAUCAGGGAGCUGAAUAGCCGGGGGCAUGUAAUGACAAGGGAAGAUUUCUCGGAGCACAAGAGUACAUUUGUGGACCCUAUAAGUUAUGAGUUUCUAGGUCAUAAAUUAUGGGAGAUUCCGCCCAAUGGGUCUGGUAUAAUUGCCUUAAUGACUUUAGGACUGAUUAAGCAAUUAUCCACUAAAGGAGCAGUUGACUUAAAGAAAUUAAAGCAUAAUUCCAGUGAUUAUCUACAUGUGAUUAUUGAAUGCCUGAAGGUCGCCUUCAAAGAAUCCGAAGAGUAUGUCAAUGAUUAUGAGCAUUUCCAUUUACGUACAGGGAUUGACCAGAAUCACUUGAUUUCACAAGUGUUGAGUGACGACUAUCUCUAUGAGGAAAUUAAAGGAUUUGAGAUGGGUCAAGCGUCUGAUAUUCGGAAUGUCCCCAAUAGUAUAUUUAAAUCCGACACGGUAUAUUUCACAGCAACCGAUAAGUUUGGGAAUGCGUGUUCCUUUAUCAAUUCUGUCUACGAAGGGUUUGGAAGUGGAAUAAUUGUACCAGGAUACGGAUUCACUCUACACAAUCGAGGAGGAAAUUUCACAUUGAAUGCACAGUCUAAAAAUUGUAUUGAUGGCAAUAAGCGUCCCUACCAUACAAUUAUUCCUGGUAUGAUAACCAACUCCCAUGGGGAUGAGCUCUAUGCGAGCUACGGAAUCAUGGGGGGGUACAACCAGCCACAAGCGCACGUCCAGGUGUAUAUGAACAUGCUCCUCUUUGGCAUGACACCGCAGGAAGCCUUAGAUGCUCCUCGGUUAACAUUGACCUCAGAUAUGCGAUUUCGAGAUGAAGAUUUAGGUUGCGGCAGUGAUGGUCCGGUUAGUAAUGGCCAUACUGUAGUGCAUCUCGAGGAGGGGAUUACGGGGGACGUCAAGGUCGAGCUAGAGAGACGUGGACAUGUAGUGGGCGACAUUGUUGAAGGCCAUGCCAGACGCAAGUUUGGUAGGGGGCAGAUUAUACGACGGGAGGGACAAGUGUGGAGUGGCGGCAGUGACAUGCGAGGAGAUGGUGCAGCGGUUCCGGGGGGUUAG